AACGUCAGAGCGUAGUUGGACACGGAACAACCUCUAUCCCUCUCAUAAUUGAAAACCCAACAAACCCCAUCUUCAAUUUUUCUCUGUAAUAGCUCCCCAACGGGAUUGAUUGGCUCGUUUGUCGUAUAGAGAUAGAGAAGAAGAAAAAGAAGAAGAAGAAGAAGAAGUGGUAGUAGUAGCAGACAGACAAUGGGCAGCAACGCAAAGGGUCGGGUAGUCCUGGAAGUGGGAGCUGAUGGGGUGGCUCUCAUCACUAUCAUCAAUCCUCCUGUCAAUUCCCUCUCUUUUGAUGUAUUAACGGGCCUCAAAACAAGUUAUGAGCGGGCCUUACGAAGAGAUGAUGUGAAGGCAAUUGUUGUCACAGGUGCAAAUGGCAGAUUUUCAGGUGGCUUUGAUAUUAAUGCUUUUGGUGGAAUGCAAGGUGGACAACCAGGGGAAUAUUCAAGGCCUGGUUAUGUAUCAAUUGAAAUUGUCACUGACACUUUAGAAGCCGCAAAAAAGCCUUCAGUAGCUGCCAUUGAUGGCCUUGCCUUGGGUGGAGGAUUAGAGAUUGCAAUGGGAUGCCAUGCACGAAUAUCAACUCCUUCUGCCCAGUUAGGACUGCCUGAGCUUCAGCUUGGAGUAAUUCCUGGAUUUGGAGGAACACAGCGGUUGCCACGCCUUGUUGGUCUUACGAAGUCACUUGAAAUGAUGCUGACAUCAAAAGCAGUUAAAGGAGAUGAAGCUUUUAAAUUGGGCCUUGUGGAUGCCAUUGUUUCACCUGGUGAGUUGGUCAGCACUGCACGUAGGUGGGCCCUGGAUAUUGUGGAGUAUAAAAAACCAAGGGUUGCUAGUCUGUACAAGACUGACAAGUUGGAACCCCUUGGGGAAGCAAGGGAAAUACUUAAGUUUGCCAGAGCACAGGCCCGGAAGCGGGCUCCCAAUCUUAAACAUCCAUUGCUUUGCAUUGAUGCCAUUGAAGAGGGUAUAGUUUCGGGUCCCAGGGCUGGACUUUUGAAGGAAGCUGUAGUUUUUCAAGAAGCUCUUCAUUCUGACACCUGCAAGAGCUUGGUCCACGUCUUCUUUUCCCAGCGUGGAACAUCAAAGGUUCCUGGGGUUACUGAUCUUGGUUUGGUGCCAAGAAGAGUGAAAAAGGUUGCUAUCAUUGGUGGAGGAUUAAUGGGCUCUGGAAUAGCAACAGCUUUGAUUCUUAGUAAUUAUCCGGUGAUCCUGAAAGAAGUAAAUGAAAAGUUCUUGCAGGCUGGGAUUGGUAGAGUCAGAGCUAAUCUGCAAAGCCGUGUGAAGAAAGGGAACAUGACGCAAGAAAAAUUCGAAAAAACCAUCUCUCUUCUCAAGGGUGUCCUUGAUUAUGAAAGCUUUAAAGAUGUGGACUUGGUCAUUGAGGCUGUUGUUGAGAAUGUCUCUUUAAAGCAACAAAUUUUUGCUGAUCUUGAAAAAUAUUGUCCACGACACUGCAUUCUUGCAAGUAACACUUCAACAAUUGACUUGAGCCUGAUCGGAGAUAAGACCAAGUCCCAAGAUCGGAUCAUUGGGGCCCAUUUCUUUAGUCCGGCUCAUGUCAUGCCACUUCUGGAAAUUGUUCGCACUAAGCAGACAUCUCCCCAAGUUAUUGUUGACUUGCUAGACGUAGGGAAAAGGAUAAAGAAAACCCCAAUAGUGGUUGGGAAUUGCACAGGCUUUGCUGUGAACAGGAUGUUCUUCCCAUAUACACAAUCUGCUCUUUUGCUUGUUGAACGUGGUGCCAAUCUCUACCAGAUUGAUAAAGUAAUCACCCAAUUUGGAAUGCCAAUGGGCCCGUUCAGAUUGGCUGAUCUGGUUGGUUUUGGUGUAGCUAUUGCAACUGGAACACAAUUCGUCCUAAACUUUCCUGAGCGAACAUAUAAAUCAAUGCUUAUCCCACUUAUGCAAGAGGAUGGGAGAGCAGGUGAAACAACUAAAAAAGGAUUCUAUCUUUACGAUGACAAACGAAGAGCCAAACCUGAUCCUGAAUUACCAAAAUAUAUUGAGAAGGCAAGGGGCAUCAGCGGUGCUGCCAUUGACCCUAAGCUAGCGAAGUUAUCUGAAAAGGAUAUCGUGGAGAUGGUAUUCUUCCCAGUGGUGAAUGAAGCCUGCCGUGUACUGGCUGAAGGCAUUGCAGUGAAAUCUGCAGACCUGGACAUUGCUGCUGUCAUGGGCAUGGGAUUUCCACCAUACAGGGGUGGUCUAAUAUUCUGGGCUGAUUCUCUUGGAUCCAAAUACAUCUAUUCGAGAUUGGAUGCAUGGUCAAAGAUGUAUGGUGAAUUCUACAAACCUUGUGCCUACUUGGCUGAACGAGCUGCCAAAGGAGCUCCUCUAAGUGCUCCUGUGAACCAAGCAAAAUCUCGUUUAUAAGAUGAUCAAUCUGGCUAUCAUCGUUUUUUCUGAUUUUCCUUUGAUAAUGCUAGAAAGGGUGGUUUAAUAUGGCUUACCAGAAGUUGAAUAAUUUAUGAGAUGGAAUAUAAUGGCAAAGAUAAAAGUAACAUAGUAGGCCUAACUUUAUAUGGGAAAGAAAAAUUUGGGCCUUUUUUAUUAUAAUAAUAUUUUUAUAUUAAUAAUAAUAUAUUUUCAUUGUGUA
This is a messenger RNA of Ziziphus jujuba (common jujube), 2593 nucleotides long. RefSeq names its product peroxisomal fatty acid beta-oxidation multifunctional protein MFP2. Bases 190 to 2370 code for a protein of 726 amino acids. Gene Ontology annotation, cellular component: peroxisome. The transcript is spliced from 18 exons. Lineage: Eukaryota; Viridiplantae; Streptophyta; Magnoliopsida; Rosales; Rhamnaceae. The record is from RefSeq and is a predicted model, not a curated record. Gene Ontology annotation, biological process: fatty acid beta-oxidation. Gene Ontology annotation, molecular function: NAD+ binding; (3S)-3-hydroxyacyl-CoA dehydrogenase (NAD+) activity.